AUGAGUUUAUCAUCUCCACCAGCCUUUAACUUUUCUUUGCUCCCAUCAAACUUGAUUCCGGGGGACGCGAAUCCUCCGUGGAUGAGCAAAGGUGACAAUGCAUGGCAACUUGUAGCAGCCACCUUAGUGGGGCUACAAAGUGUACCAGGCCUUAUAAUACUCUAUGGAGGAGCAGUUAAAAAAAAAUGGGCAGUAAAUUCAGCUUUCAUGGUUUUAUAUGCCUUUGCUUGUGUGCUACUAUGUUGGGUUUGUUGGGGAUAUAGAAUGUCAUUUGGAGAAAAACUAAUACCAAUAUGGGGUAAAAUAGACGUUGCGUUAGAACAAGAUUACCUCUUCCAGAAAGCAUUUCUGGGGAUGUUUCCUAACGCGACUAUGGUGUUUUUCCAGUUUGUAUUCGCGGCUAUCACUUUGGUUCUGAUAGCGGGUGCAUUGCUUGGAAGGAUGAAUUUUUAUGCUUGGAUGUUGUUUGUACCAUUGUGGCUAACAUUUUCUUAUACUUUUGGUGCAUAUACUAUUUGGUCAUCUAAUGGUUGGUUGUCUGUUAAUGGUAUUAUUGACUAUUCUGGUGGAUAUGUCAUUCAUCUCUCUUCUGGUGUAGCUGGUUUUACUGCUGCUUAUUGGGUGGGUCCAAGAUCAACCAAGGACAGAGAGAGAUUUCCACCAAAUAACAUACUUCUGAUGUUGGCUGGGGCAGGACUCCUGUGGAUGGGGUGGUCAGGGUUCAAUGGAGGUGAUCCAUAUGCAGCCAACAUUGAUGCAUCCUUGGCCGUGUUAAACACACAUGUUGCUGCUGCUACAAGCUUGUUAACAUGGCUCGUUCUUGAUGUCAUCUUCUUUGGAAAGCCUUCUGUUAUUGGUGCUGUCCAAGGCAUGAUCACUGGCUUAGUUGCAAUCACACCUGCUGCAGGUGUUGUACAGGGAUGGGCAGCCAUAGCUAUAGGACUAUGUUCAGGCUCAAUUCCAUGGUUCACAAUGAUGGUAGUCCAUAAGAAAUCUGAGCUUCUUCAAAAAGUGGACGACACAAUGGCUGUCUUCCACACCCAUGCUGUGGCUGGAUGCCUAGGAGGACUCCUCACGGGGCUCUUUGCUCACCCGAGACUAUGUUACCUUUUCUAUGGCUACUAUAACAACUAUUAUGGCCUCUUCUAUGGGCUUCACGACGGACAAGCCCACAAAGGACUCAGGCAAAUGGGUCUCCAACUUCUUGGGAUUCUGUUCAUCGUGGUGGUGAACGUUGUGAUGACAAGCUUGAUAUGUUUGUUGGUGCAGCUCAUUGUACCACUCAGGAUGUCAGAGGAAGAUAUGGAAAUUGGAGAUGAAGCUGCACAUGGUGAGGAAGCUUAUGCUAUUUGGGGACAAGGUGAUAGGCUUGAGAAAUCUGCAGGAUUUUCUGAUACUGCUGCUGGAGCUGCUAAGUCUAGUUAUAAAACGUCUAGAAGUCAGGUCGAAAUGGUCUAAUUCAAAGUAACUUCGCGAUACUGGUGAUAUACUAAUGCAUUUCUUGUGAUGUGUGUUUUCUUAAAUUCUGGUUUAGUUUUCUUUUGUCAUAAGAAUAUAACUGAUCAUAAUGAUGUCAAGUGGUCAAUUUGAACUAGCUGCAGGCUGCAAGAGUGCUUUUGGCAUUCAUUGAAUGUAUUUCCUGAGGAAGUGAAAAUAAUUAAUAAGAAAUACAAGGUUUCAUCUUCUUGUUAUA
Messenger RNA from Solanum pennellii, 1693 nucleotides. Its product is annotated as ammonium transporter 3 member 1-like. Gene Ontology annotation, cellular component: plasma membrane. Bases 1 to 1458 code for a protein of 485 amino acids. NCBI's taxonomy places the organism in Eukaryota, Viridiplantae, Streptophyta, Magnoliopsida, Solanales, Solanaceae. Gene Ontology annotation, molecular function: ammonium channel activity. Gene Ontology annotation, biological process: ammonium transmembrane transport. The record is from RefSeq and is a predicted model, not a curated record. The transcript is spliced from 3 exons.